AAAGUAAGACACAAACCAUACAGUACACAGUUAUAUUUCUUGGCUGCUACGGCACGACCAGACUCACUUGGUAAUCUGAAACCUAUCCCAUAGCAUGUGAACUGGUGAGAGGAAUGGAAAGUGAAAGUAUAAUGAGACAGGAAGUGCUGUUGGUGAACACUUCAUCUGUGUCACACGUCACUAAUCUCUCAAUAAUGGAGGAGUACCAGCAUUCACUGUUCUUUGAAGCCAAAGAUCUGACUGACAGAGAGAAAGAUAAGAUCAGGAGACACUUUCAGAGAAGACGGGACUCUGGUGGAGGUGAAUGUGGAGCCGUUGAAAGAGUUGGAAGGAGCAGUUAUAGGAUCGACUUUCAAGACAAAGAAGAUCAAGAGAGGGUCUUACAGAGAAAACUGCACAGGAUAUUACUUCCUGGUGGUGAGAUACAGCUGACUGUGAGACGGACCCAAAGUUCCAUUCAGCCCUCUGACUCAUUCAGCCCUCAGACGUCCACAGUCUCCACCAACAGAGACGUCCUUGAAAGAAGAAUUCAAGUUGCUCCUUUUCUCCUGAAAUAUCUCCUGGACAGCCAGAAGGCUUUCAGAAUCCUGCAGAAGAAAUUGUCAGCAGUGGACUGCACAGUUUUGCUCAAUUUCAUAGAAAAGACAGCCGUGAUCAGAAAGAAUAUCCAGAGCAGAACAGCUGGAGCAGCGUUUGUGGCUGAUGCAGCAACAUGGAGUGGACAGGUGGACAAAGUGUUCCACGGGCUGAUCGAGAGCUAUGUUUGCCAUCCUGUCGUGGAGCCCAGAAUGAUUCAGCUCCUCUCUCAGGACACUUCUAUUGUGAGGGAUGAUGUGAGAGUGUAUUUUGAGGCGAGUGAUGUUGUGCUAGUGGGAGAGACUGAUGCUGUGAAAGAGAAAGUGGCUCAUCUCAUGAAGAGUUUGCCGGCUCAAAAGAAAGUUCAUAUCCUGGAGCACCAAUUCAAAGUGGUUGAAGAGCAAUUUAACAGAGAAAUUAAAGUGCAGUGUCCGGGAGUUGAAAUAGUCAGGUGCACUGAAUCCAAUUCAGUUGUGCUUGAAGGCAAUGACGAAGACGUGGAGUCAGGAGCUGAGCUCCUGCAGGAGAUGAUUCAGAGGAUCAAAGCAAGACGUCUCAAGCUGUCUGAAUUUUUAUGGGACUUCUUAGUCUUCAGUGGGGCCGUCCUCAAGUACCAAGCAGUCUUUCUGUCCAAGUUAAGCAGUCCUGUUUUCAUUGAGGCUGGGAGCAGCAUUGUCUUAUCAAGCUUGUCUCCUGCUGCCAUGGAUGAGGCUGAAGCUGUUCUCAAGAGGGAGGUGAGUGAAGCCACCUUCACCGUCCAAGGAGCCGCGGCUGAACCAGCAAAUGUGGAGAGGUUGAGGGGCAUCUUGGAGAAGGCGGAGGACGCUGCAAACAGCAAAGACAUUAGAGUCAUGGUCAACUUCGGUCCUGCGUUUGGACCUCUGUCUGAAGUACGGCUGGUGGGCUACAGUACGAAUGUGAAGAACCUCCAAGAGGUUUUACAAGAUUUCCAAAGAACCAAAGUUCACACACAAGAAGAGGUGAAGCUGUCACACCCUGAGAUGGUUCACUGUUUCUCUGACAUCUUCGACAUGACCGGUUUGGACAAGACCAACCUGACACUGCAAGCCUCAAGCUACCCCUCCCCACGAGCUCUUCUGUCUGGACCAUAUCAUCUGGUGAAGGAUACCAAGGAGGCUUUGACCUUAUCUUUAGCUAAUAUCACCUUUGACGCAUUGGUCUUCGACAGUCCCGGAGCUCAACAGUACUUCAGUGGUGCUGGGAAAGACAGCAAAACACUAGUGGAGACCUCUUGUCAGGUUGUAAUCCGAGCUCAAGAAACUGCAGGCCCUAAACCGAGGCCACGCCAAACCAGAAGCCAAAACCUGAGCAGUGUUGGUGCCAGUGUCUUCUCCUUUGGAUCACUCUCUUCUCACACACACACUGUUGAGAGCUCGAACAGGACCAAACCAAGUCUUGAGAUCAAGUUGGGCAGUAUAGUGGACGAAGAGGUGAACGUGAUGGUUGUCCCUAUGAACAACAGGACACUCACUUCAACUAAAAUUGGCCAAUGUCUGCUGACAAAAGCCGGUCAGAUGAUCAAGUCACAAUUUGACUUGACGGCAGCUGGUUGUGGAUCUGCUGCUGGUUCUGUUAUGCAGAUUAAUGCCCCAGCUUUGCUGCGGUGCACGAAGAUCUUCUUCAUCGAAUGCGUCCGCUGGGAUGGGGCCAGUGGGCACAGCGUGAAGGGCCUUGCUCAGGGGCUGAGGAACUGCCUGGAUCUUUGUGCACAACAGGGCUUCUCAUCAGUGUCUUUCCCACUGAUUGGACCUGGUAUCUUACUGCAGUACCCAGUGAAAGAGGCGGUAAAAGUUCUGGCUCAGACCAUUAGGCGCUUUGAUUCACAGAGCACCUCCAAGUGUCUUUCAACUGUUCGAAUAGUCCUGGCUGCUGACUACCCAGACUCUGUAGAGCGCUAUCAGAACGUCUACAAACACUUCAGUGAAAAGACGGGUCGCGGUGCAGGCAUCAGAUCCGUCUCUGGUGACCUUGAUGACGUCACCUUUGCCGUAGGGGGCGGGCCAAAACUCCAGCUGAUUUUCGGCGACAUAACAAAUGAAACUACUGAUGCUGUUGUUCAAUUAAACCACAACGUGGCAGACUGGUUGCUCAGAGGAGACAUUUGCGAAACCUGGUCCACGUCAAUUCUGGGUAAACCUGUUCUACGUGUGCAUGAGGAACAUGACGCAAGAGGGAUUGAGGAUCUGAUGAAGAAGAUCAUCCAUCGCUGUGAGGCACAUGGAUAUAGAUCUGUGGCUAUUCCUUGCAUUUGCUCAGAUGAGAGAUGGCUGGAUUCUGCCACGUCAGCUCGUGCAAUGCUACAAGGAGUCCAGAUCGCCACAUCAGCAACUCCUCUCACCUGUCUCACCAACAUCCGCAUCAUUCUUGUCAAGAUCAAUGUCUUCCAAGUGUUUAAGAAGGAAGCUACGCAGAUGUUCUCCAGUGGUAUAAUAAACCAGGGAGCACAAUCCCAAAAGCAUCCUGUUCACAUGCCACAGUCUGGUCUCUCCACGCCCAGCGACCUGAGCAUCCUCUGGUCUGGUUCCCAAACUCCAAGGUCGACCUUCUUCUUCUUUGGUCUUUCCAGAGACAGUGUUGCCAGCGCCAAGUUGAAGCUGAAGAGCCUGCACGACACGCAGUUCUCCAGACAAGCAUUUAAAAAAUCAGAGUUUGAAUUCCUCACCAUGGAGGAGGCAGAGGAGCUAAAGGAGAUCGCGAAGAGCAGCGGCCUUCAUUUUGAGCUGGGCUCAACCGGCCAUGAUGUUGUGGUCAGUGGACUGAAGGAUUCUGUGGGCAAAGUAAUGCAGCUGCUCAAUGUGUCGCUCAGGAGGAAGGUGACGGUCAAGGAGGAGGCUGAUUUGUUCAACACGGUGGCCUGGUGCAUCCAGGGAAAUGACGGGAACUGGCAGAGACUGCCCAAAACGGCCAACCACAAACUGGAAAACAAGGACAUCCAGGACCUGAUGGAGGACGCACAAGGCAACAAGUGGAUGAUGGAUUUGAGUAAAAUGGAGGCUCGAGGUCAAUUCCUCACUGCAAAGCUGAAACGACUGGAGAACCUACCAGACUUCACUCUCCCUCUGUACUGGGAUGACAUGGAGGCUGAAAAAGAUCUGGCAAUGGUACUUUUGGAUCCGGCAUCGGCUGAGUACAGGGGAGUGGAAAAUGGAUUCAAACAAACAUGCAGGGAAAGUAUAAUAAAGAUAACACGAGUGCAGAAUGUUCAUUUGCGACGAGCUUACGAGGUGCAAAAGAGACGAAUAGCCGAGAAGAAUGGAGACGCGGGAGAAAAACUUCUGUAUCAUGGUACGACCCAAGACAGCUGUCACUCCAUUAUGAAGAACGGCUUUGACAGAGGCUACGCAGGGCAAAAUGGCACUUCUUAUGGUCACGGAUGCUACUUUGCCGUCAAAGCCAACUACAGUUCGUCCUACGCCAAGUCAAAAACUAAUGGGUCCAAAUUAAUGCUUGUGGCCCGAGUCUUGACUGGCAUCUACACAGUUGGCCACAGCACCAUGAAGGUUCCUCCACCUCGCAACCCCCUGCAGCCGAACGAGCUGUAUGACAGUUUGGUGGACAAUCAACACCAACCUGCUCUGUUUGUGGUUUUUCACGACAACCAAGCUUAUCCGGAAUACCUCAUUCAUUUCCGAUGAACGGCGAUGCAGAUCAUGUGAGGGUUUUUGUCUGCACUGUUUAGUCACUUCAGUUCCUUUGGGAGUCGAAAAAGAGAUCUACAAGUUUAUGGAGGAAACUCACGAGCCUGAAGACAUCGAGUUUGAAGCAGUGCAAAAAUGUUUUUAAUCUCCUGGUGAUAAAACUUAAUGUCAGCCAUUGUCUCUUUGUAUUUAUUUCCUUUUCACUUAUUUUGUCAUAUGGAACUUUAAAAACUUGAAAAAUGAUCAGUUGAAAUUUUAAAGACAACAAUAUAAAAAAGAAUAUUCAUCAUCUACAAUCAUUUUAGAGAUUAUUCUUCUG
Messenger RNA from Synchiropus splendidus (mandarinfish), 4554 nucleotides. RefSeq names its product protein mono-ADP-ribosyltransferase PARP14-like. The transcript is spliced from 13 exons. The record is from RefSeq and is a predicted model, not a curated record. The coding region runs from base 114 to 4232 and encodes 1372 amino acids. Gene Ontology annotation, biological process: negative regulation of gene expression. Lineage: Eukaryota; Metazoa; Chordata; Actinopteri; Syngnathiformes; Callionymidae. Gene Ontology annotation, molecular function: transcription corepressor activity; NAD+ poly-ADP-ribosyltransferase activity. Gene Ontology annotation, cellular component: nucleus; cytoplasm.